GGUCGUGAAACCAUUAUAAAAUAGCAAAAAUUAGAGUGAAACGACGCGAAAAAUAUAAUCGCAAUAAAAUAAUAAAGUGAUGUAAAACUACACGCAAACGAUAACGAAAAGGUGCAAUUGCUUAAUAAUACACAGCCAAACGAAUACGAAAACUGCGCAGCAUAAAAUUCCAGCUUCAGGAAAAAAGAGCCAUAAAAAUCGAUUCUCCAACGAAGUCACAGUCAUACGGACCAAGAGAGAGACACUUUUCGCGCGGGCGUCGGAGGAGCGCCCAGUGCUGCUUACAUUUCAUUUUUUUUUUUUUGCCUACUUACUUGCCAAAAGUCCAGCCAAGACUGUGCGUGCUUCUCUAUGUGUGUGUGUGAGUGUGUCAAUGUACAUUGAUAAUUGAAUGUAUGUGUGUCCGCUAUUGUUAUUUAUUUGCGAAACCUGCUGAAAUCAUACAGGACAAACUAUAAUUGUAAUUAGGCAGUAACAGCAACGACACUAAUUAAAUGCAAAUACUUAAACAUCUGCCCUAAUAAUAACGUGUGCAAAUAAACUAAAUUCCAACACAAUAACAAUAACAAACACAGUGUGUACAUUACAAUACAUAAUACAUGUGUGUGUAAUAACAAUAACAACAACAACAGCGAGCAGCGCAAGUCAAGAAUGAAGUGGAAAUACAUCCCCCCCAAUCGUAAUUCGCCCCACAUGACGUAUUUUUAGGCGUGUGCGUGGCGCUAAUUGAAACUCUCACAAAAUUCGAAGCUUACUUCAGCUCACUUCUUUCCCCUUUUGUGCGUCUCCUCGUGAGUCACCUGCGCGCCCGCAAGCCAAAUAAGAGAUUGCGUGCCACUUUGCUACACACACAAUUCUCGGCGGGCAAAACUUAAAUUUAAUAUCAAACAACAACAACGAGAAGAAGAAGACGAAAAAGAAGAACAACAGGAAUACCGUCCCAGCUAUAUCCCUUUUUUCGCUGUAAGGAGUGCAUGAAUCACUCGCACACCCACACGCAUAGGCGUUAAUUGUAUUUAAAAGUGAGAGUACGUCCAAGGCGGCCCACACGAUGUCAAGUGAUAAGAUCAAAGUUGCUGUACGGGUGCGACCCUUCAAUCGGCGCGAAAUUGAAUUGGGUACAAAAUGCAUCGUCGAAAUGGAGAAACAGCAAACGAUAUUGCAAAAUCCGCCAUCACUGGAAAAAAUGGAAAGAAAACAACCAAAGACAUUUGCAUUCGAUCAUUGCUUCUACUCGCUAAACGCCGAAGAUGACAGCUUUGCGUCACAGGAGACGGUCUUCGACUGUGUGGGACGUGAUAUACUGGAUAAUGCAUUUCAGGGCUACAAUGCAUGCAUCUUCGCCUACGGCCAGACAGGCUCGGGCAAAUCGUAUACGAUGAUGGGUUCGCAGGAGAAUAAGGGCAUUAUACCCCGUCUCUGCGACAAGCUCUUCUCGGCGAUAGCAAACAAAUCGACACCGGAGCUACUGUACAAAGUGGAGGUCUCCUACAUGGAGAUCUACAACGAGAAAGUACACGAUCUUCUUGAUCCCAAGCCCAACAAGCAGUCGCUCAAGGUGCGCGAACACAAUGUACUCGGCCCCUAUGUCGAUGGACUCUCUCAGUUGGCUGUCGCAUCCUAUCAGGAUAUUGAUAACCUUAUGACAGAGGGCAACAAAUCGCGCACUGUGGCUGCCACAAAUAUGAAUGCCGAAUCGUCGCGCUCCCAUGCCGUAUUCUCGGUAGUCCUAACACAGAUACUCACCGAUCAGACAACUGGCGUCAGCGGAGAGAAAGUCUCUCGCAUGUCCCUCGUUGAUUUGGCUGGCUCCGAGCGCGCGGUCAAAACAGGCGCAGUUGGUGAUCGGCUUAAGGAGGGCUCCAAUAUUAACAAAUCCCUGACCACACUUGGCCUGGUCAUCUCAAAGCUAGCCGAUCAAUCAAAUGGCAAAAAGGGCGGAAACGAUAAAUUUGUGCCCUAUCGAGAUUCCGUGCUAACCUGGCUACUAAAGGACAAUCUCGGCGGCAACUCCAGGACGGUUAUGGUGGCCACCAUUUCACCGUCAGCAGACAACUAUGAGGAGACACUAUCCACGCUGCGCUAUGCAGAUCGUGCCAAGCGUAUUGUCAAUCAUGCCGUCGUCAACGAAGAUCCCAAUGCGCGUAUCAUUCGCGAACUGCGCCAUGAGGUGGAAACGCUGCGCAGUAUGUUGAAGCAUGCCACUGGCUCCCCAGUGGGUGAUGUCCAAGACAAGCUGGCAGAGAGUGAGAAUUUAAUGAAGCAAAUCUCGCAAACAUGGGAAGAGAAACUGGUCAAAACCGAGCGCAUACAAAACGAGCGUCAGCAGGCGCUUGAGCAGAUGGGCAUCAGUGUUCAGGCCAGUGGCAUCAAGGUGGAGAAGAACAAGUACUACCUGGUCAAUUUAAAUGCAGAUCCGUCCCUGAAUGAGCUCUUGGUUUACUACCUGAAGGAACGUACGCUAAUUGGCGGUCGGAGCAUUAGUGGACAGCAACCGGAUAUUCAGCUCUCUGGUCUGGGAAUACAGCCUGAACACUGCGUUAUAACUAUUGAGGAUAGCGGUUUGUUUAUGGAGCCCGUGCAGGGUGCCAGGUGUUUCGUCAAUGGUUCAGCUGCGCUGGAGAAGACUCCGCUGCAAAAUGGUGAUCGUAUACUCUGGGGCAAUCAUCACUUUUUCCGCGUCAAUUCGCCCAGGGUGGGCAUGAAUGCCAGUAUGUGUGCUUCCGAGCCGCAAACACCCGCACAGCUUAUCGAUUACAAUUUUGCACGUGAUGAGAUUAUGCAGAAUGAGCUGAGCAAUGAUCCCAUACAGACGGCAAUUGCUCGCCUCGAGCGGCAGCAUGAAGAGGACAAGCAAGUGGCGCUUGAGAAGCAGCGGCAAGAGUACGAGCGGCAGUUCCAGCAGCUGCGCAAUAUUCUCUCCCCAAGCACACCCUAUGCUCCAUAUGCGCCCUACGAUCCGCUCCGCAUGGGCAAGGUAACGCCUAACACGCCCACCUCGCAGAUGCGGGUGGAAAAGUGGGCACAGGAACGUGAUGAGAUGUUCAGGCGUUCACUGGGACAGCUAAAGACGGACAUUAUGCGCGCCAAUUCGCUGGUGCAGGAGGCCAACUUUCUAGCCGAGGAAAUGGAGAAGAAAACCAAAUUCUCAGUCACUUUGCAAAUACCGCCAGCGAAUUUGAGUCCUAAUCGACGGCGCGGCGCCUUUGUCAGCGAGCCAGCGAUUCUGGUGAAGCGCACAAAUUCGGGCAGCCAAAUCUGGAGCAUGGAGAAGCUGGAGAACAAACUGAUCGAUAUGCGUGAGAUGUAUCAGGAGCACAAGGAGCGCAUUCUCAAUGGACUGCCCCUUAUUGAGACAUUCUCAGACGAUGAAUUCGACGACAAGGACGAGGACAGUAAUAAGCCACAGGAUCCGUUCUAUGAGUCGCAGGAGAACCACAAUCUGAUUGGCGUGGCCAAUGUGUAUUUGGAGGUGUUGUUCCAUGAUGUCAAGCUGGACUAUCACACGCCCAUCAUUAGUCAGCAGGGCGAAGUAGCCGGUCGCUUGCAGGUGGAGAUUCAACGUGUCGCUGGACAAAUGCCGCAGGAUCGCAUGUGCGAGUCGGUGUCGGAAACGUCAUCAGCGGAUUCGCGUGAUGAGUACGAUGAUCCUGUUGACCCUAUGGCAAAUCAGAUCACUUGCCGCGUCACCAUCAAAUACGCCUCCGGUCUGCCACUGACGCUGUCCAACUUUGUCUUUUGCCAGUAUACAUUCUGGGGCCACCAGGAAAUGGUGGUGCCGGUCACUAAUGCCGAAUCCACGGCACUUGAUCAGAAUAUGGUCUUCAAAUUCGAACACACCCAAGAUUUUACGGUCAAUAUUAAUGAGGAGUUUCUGGAGCACUGCCUCGAAGGAGCGCUCUCAAUUGAAGUGUGGGGCCAUCGCAGCGCCGGAUUCUCCAAGUCCAAGGGCUGGGAGGUGGAGCAGCAGCAGGCCAAGGCUCGCUCCCUCGUCGAUCGCUGGGCGGAACUGUCGCGUAAAAUUGAAUUGUGGGUGGAAAUACACGAGCUAAACGACAACGGCGAAUACUCACCGGUCGAGGUGACCAAUCGCAAUGAGGUGCCCACUGGUGGCAUCUACCAGCUACGUCAGGGUCAGCAGCGUCGCGUCAAUGUGCGCGUCAAGCCGGUGCAGAACUCUGGUACAUUGCCCAUCAUCUGCCAGUCGAUCGUCAAUGUGGCCAUUGGCAGUGUUACGGUUCGGUCGCGAUUGCAGCGACCGCUCGACUCCUACCAGGAGGAGGAUCUCACUGUGCUGCGCGAAAAGUGGAGCGAGGCGUUGGGUCGGCGUCGCCAGUACUUGGACCAGCAGAUACAAAUGAUUAUCAAAAAAGAGGAGAAAAACGAACAAGAGCGUGAACGUGAGCUGAGCCUGGUGCAUCAGUGGGUCUCCCUCACCGAGGAGCGCAAUGCGGUGCUGGUGCCGGCUCCGGGCUCAGGCAUACCGGGUGCACCCGCAUCUUGGGAUCCGCCAGCCGGCAUGGAGCCACAUGUGCCCGUGCUGUUUCUCAAUUUAAAUGGCGAUGAUCUCUCUGCGCAGAAUACAAACGAUGAGCUAUCCAUAGCGGGCAUCAAUUCCAUUCUAUCCAAGGAGCAUGGCCACAAGUUCUACACGCUGCAAAUACUUCAGCAUCUGGAUAAGGAUGUGUGCUGCGUAGCCAGCUGGGACUCGUCAAUGCACGACAGCCAUGCGCUGAAUCGCGUGACCGAGGCAAAUGAGCGCAUCUAUUUAAUACUGCGCACAACUGUGCGCCUCUCACAUCCAGCGCCCAUGGAUCUAGUGCUGCGCAAGCGCCUCAUCAUCAACAUCAAGAAGGGGCAAACGUUAACCGAUCGGCUGAAAAAGUUUCGACUGGUGCGCGGUGAGAAUGCCAUUUGGCAGAGCGGUGUCACCUAUGAGGUCGUCUCCAACAUACCCAAGGCCUCCGAGGAACUCGAAGAUCGCGAAUCGCUCGCCCAGCUGGCAGCUAGCGGAGAUGAUUGCUCUGCCUGCGAUGGUGAGACCUAUAUAGAGAAAUACACGCGUGGUGUUUCGGCCGUGGAGAGCAUAUUGAUAUUGGAUCGCUUGCGUCAGAGUGUUGCCGUCAAGGAGCUGGAGACGGCACAUGGCCAGCCGCUGUCGAUGCGCAAGACCGUCAGUGUGCCGAACUUCUCGCAGGCGGUCAAAGAAACCACCAACACCAGCAGUAUCAUGCGCUUCGAUGCCUCCAUGGAAUCGCUGCUAAAUGUGGGUCGCUCCGAGUCCUUUGCGGAUUUGAACAACACGGCGCUGGGCAACAAGUUUACGCCAGCACUCAGUGGCACAGGAGGCGGUGGCGGUGGCGGUGUCAUAAGGAAUCGCCACAGCUUUGGUGGCAAGGGCAGUGGCGACGACUCACCGGGCAAAGCCUUUGGCAUUGCGCGCCCAACAUUUUUGAAUCUCAAUUUAAACUUGAACACAUUGAGAAUUACGCCAACAAAACCUUCACCGGCCACCAGCAAACUGAUGGGCAUGCGCAUGACAACGCUGCACGAGGAGCCGCUGGGCGGGCAUCGUUCGCUGGAUGAGGAGCCCGAGGACAGCUAUAGCGAUUCGGAGUAUGCCGCCGAAUACGAGCAGGAGCGGCAGCAAAACAAAAGCCUGGCCACACGCUCGCGGUUGACGUCCUCGAAAACCAUGGACUCGUUCAUGGACGUAAGCAGUCAUUCGAAUCAAAGCCAUUUGAGCUACACGUCCAGCGCCAAUGCGAACAUGAAGCAUCUGACUGGACUGGCAACGCUCAGCAUGAGCUCGUCUACCAGCAGCGGCUACGGCUCCCAGGCUGUAUCCUGCAAUAAUCUAAGCAAUGAGGAUAUUACCUCCAUGCGUUCCAUGAGCAUUGAUGAGACACCAGAUUUCGACCGCAUCAAUUCAAAUUCGCCGCCAAAUCGCCAGGCGCGCGUCAAUCCCUUCCUCAAGGACAUGCCAAAAGCUAAAGCGCAAGAAGCAGAAGCGAAGAAGUUGCAGCAAGCAGUAACACAUCCAUUGGAGCAACCAGAGCCAGAGUUAGAGUUUAAGGAUGAGGAUUGCGACCAGCUGCAGAGUAAUAACAACAACAAUGUCAGCGACCAACUGGCAGUGCCAGAUCUAACACAGCAGGAGCAGGCAGAGCAACAGGUGCCCUUCCAGCCACCGGAUCAUGUCACAGACAAUCAAAACGGCAAUAAAUCGCUAGAGCACAUCCCCGAUACUUCCGAGACAAACGAAUCUGCUAAUCAUCAGCUGGAGGGCGAUGGCAUUGUUAAAGAGCAGCUGCCCGCUGGUAAAGUGAUGCGCCGCAAAAAGACCACAACGCAUCCACCGAACAAUGGCGAUAGCAGCAAUAAUAACAACAGUCACAACACGAGCCAAAUGACACGCAGCAAUCAACGCGCCUCGGUGGCCAAAAUGGAGGGCGUGAGCGCCUAUUUGGAUGCCAGCAUCAUGUCUAGCAGCACAGAGGUGGAUGAUGAAGGCAAGGAGCUGGAUUUGACACUGCCCGAUUGGAUUGUGGUAGGCGAGUCGGUGCUCAUACGUCCGUCUAACAAGAGCGGCGUUAUUAGCUUCGUGGGCACCACACACUUUCAGCCGGGCACUUGGAUAGGCGUUGAGCUGGAUACACCCACAGGCAAGAACGAUGGCACCGUACAAGGCAUCCAGUAUUUCCAGUGCAAGCCCACGCACGGUAUCUUUGUGCGCGCCGAUAAACUGCUCCUGGACAAACGUGGCAAGGCGAUGCGCGCCUACAAGGCAGCCGAGAAGAGCAACAGCAUCAGCAAAGAGAUGAGCAACUCGAUGACGCGCUCGAAGAGCCGUGGUGAAUCGCUAAAUGUGUCGGCGCGAAAAUGAUUAUACCCAAAGUGUUCGCAUCAGUUGCAGCGUUGGACUAAUUGCAGGCAAUCGACGUUGGUCAGCAGUGGAGUUGCGACAACGACAGCGACUCCAACGACCUGCCACAGAUUGCGUGCAACCAGUGGCGCUGCGGAUGCGAACAGUCAUGGCAAAAAGUGCUAUGCCAAUCGACGCUCGACGGCCUUCUAAGGUCGUCCACGAUGCACAUCGUCCAGCAACGAACAAUGCGCAGCAUUAAACAAUUACACGCUAGCUUAACUUUCUCUCACGCACUGCAUGCCGCAAUUACACACAAUUACAUGCAUACACACACACAAACACAUACACUCACACACACACACUUAUAACCCGACGCUUCGAAACGUAGUUGUAUGGCGGUGUCUACAGCAACACUAACAAUUAGCAAGUAACUUACUAAACGGGCCUACCCUUUACCAGCUGCUCGCGCUCUUAGUGGAUAAACUAAGCGAAUCGUUUGCGUAGUUGCAUUAACCAAGUGCAAUACCACAGACACUCUGAUGCACUUAGUAUAUAUAUAGUAGUUUUUAAUUAAUUAUGAUCGUUUCAAUGUGUAGUAUGUGUGUAUGUUUUUUAAUGAUAUUUCGAUUCCAACUGAUUCAGUUCUUGUAGUAAUUAAUGUUUGCUGCUUUUUGAUAAAGCACAUUGGAUUAUAUUUCAUAUAAAUAUAUAUAUAUAUUUUUGUACCGGUUGAUUAAUUAAUUGCCUAGUUUAGUUAAAUUGUUUUUUAUAUGUACAAAAAUUUACUUUGUGUAUAUCUCAAUCUAUAUCAAUGUGACUUGGUUAUUACUACUAUGAGCUUAUUUUUUAUUGUUAUGGACUAUAUCAAAUAUAUGAAAUCAGUUGUAUAUAUAUAUAUUUAUGCUGUAAGUUCUACCAGACAUGCAAUAUUUUUUCUAUACUUUUAGCUUCCUUAUUGAGCUCACAUUCUGUUUAGCGCAUUUAUACAUAUACCAACAAGAAAACCAAUACAAUAUUAGUAUAACAUAUAUAUAUAUAUUCCAUAUAACUGCGACCAUGCUAGCAAAAGCGAAUCAAGUUGAAUCUUGAAUCUUGUUUUAACAAUAAGAAGCUUGCAUACGCGUGGUAUAUAUGUAAAUUGUAUUAUUUGAUGUGAUGUAUUUAUAAUUUCUCCAUUUAUAUGUAUAUUUAAAUAAACUUCAUUUUG
This is a messenger RNA of Drosophila grimshawi, 8075 nucleotides long. RefSeq names its product kinesin-like protein KIF13A (gene Khc-73). Gene Ontology annotation, biological process: microtubule-based movement; cytoskeleton-dependent intracellular transport. Bases 1052 to 6886 code for a protein of 1944 amino acids. The transcript is spliced from 18 exons. Lineage: Eukaryota; Metazoa; Arthropoda; Insecta; Diptera; Drosophilidae. The record is from RefSeq and is a predicted model, not a curated record. Gene Ontology annotation, molecular function: microtubule binding; ATP binding; ATP hydrolysis activity. Gene Ontology annotation, cellular component: kinesin complex; microtubule.